CAUCAUCAGAAAAAGGGGGUUCUGAUAGAGGGCUCACUACUACUACUAGUGCAUGCAGUUGUUGUUUUAGCAAACAUGCCAGAAAUUCAGUUUCAACACGUUAUUUCAUGUAGCAGUGAGGAUGAGACUCACAAAGCUGAUAAUUUGCUGAAGACAGAAACGUAUCGAAAAUGGAAGUGUGCAACUGCUGGAGAGAAACAAGCGACUGUUAUAUUACAGUUUGAAAAGUCCAGCACUAUCAAUUCCCUAGAUAUAGGGAACGAGGGCUCCGCAUUUGUAGAGGUUUUAGUUGGCAAGUCUUCAAGUGACGAAGACUACCAGGUUUUACUUGUGACAUCAUCAUUUAUGAGCCCAGGUGACAGCAAGAAUGGUACAAAUACUAAUCGUGUUCGAUUCUUUGGACCAAACCAGUUAACAAAAACUGUGAUAAACAAAAGUUGGGAUCGUGUUAAGGUCGUUUGCACUCAGCCUUUUAACAAGAACAUUACAUAUGGCCUAUCCUUUAUUAAGCUUCACUCAACCCCAUCACCCGGUGAACAGUCAUCUGACAUGGGAAAAGAUGCUAAGACUCAGGUCAACAAGCUAGGUCAUUUCAAAUUGAAAGAAACAAACCAACCAAGCAUGACCAUUGGUUCGCUUUUCAAGAGUCGCAAUCAAGAGAAACCAGAGCCUACCAUUUUAAAAGGGGCAGCAGCAGUGAGGGCAGCAUCAUCUUUAGCAGAACAGUCAAUUCAAGCUUCCUCCCAUAGCAAAACUGCUGACGAACAAAGGAUAGCAACUCUUACCCAAAAACAGCAGACUCCCUCUAGUAAAAGAAAGUCAACUGAUCAAGAAAAGCACACUGCUGAGAAGCAUGGACCUAAGCAGUCACCAAAAAAUACAGAGCCUUCGAAGCGGAAGACUGAACCACAACAAGUACCGCCGAUGAAAAAGCGAAAAUCGGAUGUGGCCAAAUCAUCUCCAAAAAAACCUUUUGGAAAAUUAAUGGAGGGUGUUGUGUUUGUAAUAAGUGGUUACCAAAACCCACAUCGUAGUGAUAUUCGAGACAAAGCAAUAGAGAUGGGGGCAAGGUACAAACCAGACUGGGGGCAAGGCUGCACACAUCUCAUAUGUGCAUUUGCUAACACACCAAAGUACCAGUCUGUGAGAGGCAAAGGAAAAAUAGUCAACAAAGGAUGGAUCCUGGAUUCUUACAAGAAAAAGAUGUUAUUGCCAUGGAGACAGUACAAACUAGCAAGUAAAGAUGACAGCUCUAGUGAUGAAACAGAGGAUGAAGAUGAACAAAUUACCUCUCCAGAAAAAAAGUCAACAUCAAAAACAGAAACAAAAAGGCUUGAAGCUGCACAGGAUGAUGAAGAAGAUGAUGAAGAAACAAUGGAAGCAUCGACGUCAAUCAUGCACGCAAGUCAUGUAGACGAAUCCUCCGGAUCUGACACUGAAGAUGAAAUAAACAGAAUCCAACAAAAUACUGGCAAUGAUGAUGAUUAUGGAAGUUCAACAGAUAUCGACUCUGACACUGAAAAUGUUAGCAAACAAGUAAAAAACACAAAAGUGUCGCGCAUCGAUGAAGCAGAUAAUGACACUGGAGGCAAUAUUCCAGAACUACCAGACUUCUUUACGGACAAGCACUUUCUAUUGUUUGGUAAAUUUGACGAGUUGGAGAGAAGGCACUUAUUUCGAUAUAUUACUGCUUUUAAUGGUGAACUUGAAGAUUAUAUGUCAGACAAUGUUUCACACAUAAUUACAAAGUCACAAUGGGAUGACAACUUUGACCAGGCACUUGAUGAAAAUGCUCGUCUUAUUUUCGUUCGGCCUAAGUGGAUAUUUUCAUGUGGGGAAAAAGGCAAGAUGGUACCAUAUCAACCUUAUGUUGUGGUACCAAGUCACUGAAGUACGCUGUUUUAUUUGUUUACAAAACUCGUUGUCCUUGGAUGUUUUAAAGAUAAUAGAGGGUCAUUACAUUUUUAGUUUACUCAUUAGCAUGACACUUAAAGUUGAGAUCCCAAACUACAAUGCCAACCUUUAAUAACGAAGAUAAGUUGCUCUGUCUGAUCAUCAUAUAUGGGAGGUGGUUUGGCACAGUGGGAACGGUUUAGUUUCCUAAUCUUGAGGUCGGGGUUUCAAUCCCUCGCUGUGCAUUUCGCUUGUGUCCUUGAGCAAGACACUUUAUCUGCAUUGCUUCUCUCCACCCAGAAAUAUAAAUAGGAACCUGGUGGGGUCGCCUGCUCCUGUGCUGAUUACAGCAGCAACACUUAAGCAUGUAGACCCAAUGACCAGGGAAAAGAACUGCACUUUAUGACCUCAAGGAAGAGGCGCUUUAUAAAUGCCCAUACCAGUACCAGUAUUUGAAAUGAAAAAUUAUGUGUGUUAGAGUUUGUUUCCCCAACAUGAGGCAUAAGAGCCAAGGAUAUGCCAAAGGGUGAACCACAACACACUUGUACACACCAGAAGCUUCUACUUAGACACAGUCAUAGGUUGUGGAGGUGUUGUUGGUUGGGAGAAAUUUCCUUUUACCAUACAGGAAUUGAGCUCCUAUACUGGUAUUUUCUCAAAGGUUAGCCCACUCUCUUCUUAAUAAAAUAACUAUCAACCAUCGCGUCUGGUUGACAUUGAAAGCGAGGCACUCACUGCGUCACUGAUGUACAGCUGUCGGCCGACGAAUCCGACCCCGCUGCCUAUGAGCGCGAGAUGACGCGACGCUGUCUGCUGAUUGUUGGUAGCAGUCCAACGGAUCAUCAUUAAAAAUGAUCCAUUGUGCGUUCAACAUGGAGUUGCGUUCUUUAGAGAAUCGCGUCGUCCGACAACCAUCAGGCGCGGUGAGUGCCUGAUUAUAGAUAUUGUAUUCAAGACACCUGUGAACAAAAUAAACAAAUACUGACAUCA
Molecule: messenger RNA, 2883 nt
Organism: Anneissia japonica
Lineage: Eukaryota; Metazoa; Echinodermata; Crinoidea; Comatulida; Comatulidae
Product: DNA repair protein XRCC1-like
Exons: 14
Coding region: 76-1890 (604 amino acids)
Biological process (GO): double-strand break repair via nonhomologous end joining; base-excision repair; single strand break repair
Cellular component (GO): nucleus
Molecular function (GO): damaged DNA binding
Source: RefSeq, a predicted model, not a curated record